Messenger RNA from Miniopterus natalensis, 2718 nucleotides. NCBI's taxonomy places the organism in Eukaryota, Metazoa, Chordata, Mammalia, Chiroptera, Miniopteridae. The record is from RefSeq and is a predicted model, not a curated record.
UGAAGCCUUGAUGUGGCUGGGGCCAGGUCUGUCUUCCAGCCUGGUUCCCUCGCCCAGAAGCGGGAGCAGGGCUGCUGGGCUGCUCGGGUGCUGGGGGCACUGACCCGUGGGCUGGGGCACGUGCUGCUUCCUGCCUCCUGCCUGGACCGUCGGCAUCUCCAGAGAACAGCGGCGGCUGCUUUGGCUCAGAGACGGUGACCUGCCCGCCGGUCACACAGCCAGGGACGUGCCCCCGCCCCCCCAGGCCCAGCCCAGAGGACUGCAGCGCUGUGGCCACACCCUGCCCGUCGGACCUGCGCCCAGCCCGGCCCAGUUAACCAGGCCAGCUGUAUGGUAAUGGGCAGUGCGGCCACUCUCGCUUAACACGGCCGAGUUAAGGCCGGCCGGGCGCCCCUCGCCCGCAGCCCGGGACAAAGCUGGCGGACAAUGCCUGGUGAUUCAUCCUCUGGCCGGGCCCUUUGUCCGCCAGGACUUGGCAGCCGCCCAGCGCAGGCCUUUGUCCUCGACUGAUUGAGACUUGGCUUCCCAAAGCCGACCUCCUCUGCCUGUCCCUGCACCACCCUCUGCCCCCUCCCCGGGGCCGGCGCUGUGUCAAUAAGGGUGUGCGCCCUGCCAGGUGCGCUGGGCGGGCCUGGAGCCGGUUACCUGGUGGGUGGGCGGGGCGCCCCACCUGGCUCGUGCCAGCACAGCUGCUAGGUGACCUUGGGCCCAGCUGUCGACUGGGGGGGUGAGGUCUGCAUAAGCCCCAGCCCUGUUUCCACUUAGGCAGGGCACUUGAGCCCCACUGUGUGCACGUGGGGAAGCUGAGGCCCAGGGAAGUGCAGGGAGUGGGCGUGACUAGUUGUAGCCGCUGAAAGCCCGGAUGCCCAGCCCUGGGCCGCUGCAGGGGCCCGGGGUCGGGGACACAGCUGCCUGUUCAAGGCCAUGUCUCUCCUUCCAGACGUUCAUUUUCACCGACGGGGAGGAUGAGGCCCUGGCCCGGCGCAUGGGCAACGUGGUCAACACUAACUGCUCGGCCGCCCACAGCCGGCAGGCCCUGUCCUGCAAGAUGGCCGUGGAGUAUGACCGCUUCAUCGAGUCCGGGAGGAAGUGGUUCUGCCACGUCGACGAUGAUAACUACGUCAACGUGCGGGCCCUGCUGCGCCUGCUGGCCAGCUACCCGCACACGCAGGACGUGUACAUCGGCAAGCCCAGCCUGGACAGGCCCAUCCAGGCCACCGAGAGGGUCAGCGAGACCAAGACGCGUCCCGUCCACUUCUGGUUUGCCACGGGCGGAGCUGGCUUCUGCAUCAGCCGUGGGCUGGCCCUGAAGAUGAGCCCGUGGGCCAGCGGGGGCCACUUCAUGAGCACGGCUGAGCGGAUCCGGCUGCCAGACGACUGCACCGUGGGCUACAUUGUGGAGGCCCUGCUGGGUGUGCCCCUCAUCCGCAGCGGGCUCUUCCACUCCCACCUGGAGAACCUGCAGCAGGUGCCCACCUCGGAGCUCCGCGAGCAGGUGACCCUGAGCUAUGGGACGUUUGAAAACAAGCGGAAUGCGGUCCACAUUAAGGGGCCCUUCUCAGUGGAGGCGGACCCAUCCAGGUUCCGCUCCAUCCACUGCCACCUGUACCCGGACACACCCUGGUGUCCCCGCACUGCCAGCUUCUAGCAGCCUCGGCUGAGACCCCGUCCCCGGGCGCCCCUGGUAUCCAAAGGGCCCGGGGACCCCUGUUGUGCCACCCUGGCCUUGUCAUUUGAGGCUCCCAGGGCUGUGCCUCCUUGAGUGUACUGUGUGCCCACCUGUGUGGCAGGCUGCUGGGCAGCUCUGCUCUGCCGAGGAGCUGGCACUGGUGUCCCUGUCAGCCUCUCCUGCUCCACAGGUCAGCGGGCUCCGGAGCCCAGGCCUGGAAGGAUUUAUCUGUCAGCGGCCACUGUGAGGACAGUUUAUAUCACUCGUGGGGUCUGUGGGCAGCGUGGGAGUCAGGGCUGCUCUGCCCGGCUGUGCAGGUGCCCGUCUCCUGCUGCUGAUACAGCCCUGUGCCCAGGCACCUGCCUCAGAGCCCCCAGGACCACUGAGCCCUACAAGGAAGCUGGGUUUUUGGGGGCAGUGGCCUGGUUACCUCCUCUGGCCCCUGCCCAGGUCCAGUGUCCCCAGGAAGCCCCCAGUGGCUGUGCAGCUGGGUGGACAGUGGCUCCCCCAGCCCUCUGGGCGGGGGUCUUCCUGGCCCUCUCAGAGGUCUUCUUCCCUUUGUCUCCCCGAGGUGGGGAGUCAGAGCUGAGCAUUUAGUCCCUCUCCAAAGUAGAGAGAAAGUCGCCCAUAGUGGGCGUAUCUGUAAAUAUUGUGACAGUAUUUUUUUACUGUGCUUGUUUUUCAGAAGGGGAUGGGUAAAAAGUAGGGUGUCUUGUCUUUGUUUUGGGGGGAUGGGGGAGGGUGUUAUUUUAUCUUUUCUGUGGAUCAGAAAAAGCAGAAGCCAGGCUGGGGAUCCCCCUUCGUGGCUGAAGCCGGAAACGUCUAACACUCCAAGUAUUUAUGUGUCCCGGUGUCCGGACUCUCCCAUCGGACCUGCCUCCCGCUGCCGCCUCGCACACCUAGCUGGGCGCGUGUCCUGUCUCCUGUUUUUCUUUCUGCAAAGACAUAGCUAGGAAAGUGAGCGAUAAGGGAAAAGUUCUCAGGGAAUGGCAGUGUGGUUGCUAUGGUGAUGUCCUUGGCUGUGAAUAAAGAUGCUCUUUGGGGCAGUG